AUGAGGUAUCAAUGUUUAGAACUGACGGCAGACCAACUGGAUAUGCUUAUCCUCGGUAGACUAGAUGGACAUACCAAAGAAAGGGCUGGUAUGAAGCGAUCCCGCUCAAACUACUUUCUGAGAGGUCAUCAAGUUUGCAGGAAAACCUUUUUGUUUGUUCACUGCAUAUCGAAAAAGAGACUUUUCAACCUGAAAUGUCACUUAAGAAAUAAUGGUCUUGUCCCCUGUGUCCACGGCAACCAAAAAUCCUCGCCACACAACAGAACUCCACACUCUUCCCUUCAACAUGUUGUCAGCUUCAUAGAAAAUUACUCUCAAAGAGAAGGCCUCUCAUUGCCAGGUAGAGUUCCGGGCUACAAAAGCUUUCGAAUCAAGCUUCUUCCAACCUCCACGACAAAAGCAGAGCUAUGGAGAUCUUAUAAAGAAGCAGCUGAAGCGGCAGGAUUUACAGUUGUGGGUUACACCAAAUUUGUCCAAACAUGGAACGAAUUCCUUCCAUUCAUAAAAAUAAUGCAGCCGUCUACUGAUCUUUGCCACACCUGCCAGAAAAAUACUGAAAAAAUAUCAGGGCGUCCUGGAGCUUCAGAAGAGGACAAAAUUGCAGCCGUAGAGGCUCAUUCAGAUCACCUUAGGAAAGCAAAACGCGAACGAGAGAUUUACAAUUCAGCGGUUGAUAAUAGCAAAGAUUUUCUCAAGGGUCAUUCAACGGUUUCAUUUCUCUCCCCCAGUCAACCUUGUUCUUUGCAAGGAACUGUGCAUUAUUCCUUUGAUUACGCCCAGCAAGUGCACUAUCCGACCAAUCCUCAACAACCGGGUCCCAUUUACUUCAAAACACCGAGAAAAUGUGGCAUAUUUGGCAUUUGCUGUGAAUCGAUACCCCGGCAGAUUAAUUAUUUCAUUGAUGAAUCAGUUGCCACUGGAAAAGGAGCAAAUGCUACGAUCAGCUACGUUCAUGAUUUUCUUGAAAAGCAUGGAGCCGGAGAAACAAAUGUUCACUUCCACACAGACAACUGUGGUUGGCCAGAACAAGAAUAA
Molecule: messenger RNA, 1035 nt
Organism: Porites lobata
Lineage: Eukaryota; Metazoa; Cnidaria; Anthozoa; Scleractinia; Poritidae
Source: the annotation of a GenBank genome assembly